CGAACUAUCGUUGCUGUCUUGCAAGCUACUCCUCACCUGCGAAUACUACAUGGCCUACACAACGACGACUGUACGGCCUCUCUUACCCAGUCGGCGUGUUAAGAGCGGUCUCAGGCUGCUGGCGAAGCGUUAUGUACCAGAAGCCAGCAAUCGCAAGGGGUUUACCUUGCUCUUUUUCCAUUGCGCUGGCUCUCACAAGGAGGUAUGGGAGCCCAUCAUCGACGGCAUACUUUCUGGUGGGGACUCGGCCUCAGCAAAGUCAGAAAUCCGCGAGAUUUGGUCCUUCGAGAUGCAGAACCACGGAGAAUCCACCUCCUGGAAUAGCGAAGCCCUUGCGCAACUAGAUGCUCCUCUCAAUGUCGACGACUGGGCUGAGGGGCUCCAAGCCUUCGUUGCUUCGGGCGCGUUGGACGGGCACAAGCUCAUUGCUAUUGGCCAUUCCCUUGGUGCCAGCGCCAUGAUCUUAGCAACCAUACCUGACCAUCUCCGCGCCGUCCAUUACGAGGCCGUGGUGAUGGUUGAGGACGCCUUGAUGGCGUGGGACACGUACGUCGCUACGCGUGAGGACAGCGACGCUAUCCUCAAGGAGAUCUCCGACGCGGUCAAGAAGCGACGCGACGUAUGGAACAGCCGCGAAGAGGCAUUCAAGUACUUCCAGAAACGCAUUCCAUGGAUUGUAUGGGAUGAGCGAGUCCUCGAGCUCUAUGCGAAACACGGGCUGAGAGAUAUCCAGGUCAACGAGGGCGGCACGACCGUUACCAAGGUGACGUUGGCGUGCGCGAAGGACCAGGAAGGCUCUGCGUACCUGUACAUCGCGCCGCACUUCCGCGUUGGCAACAGGCUGCGUACUCUCGACCCCUCCCUGCCCAUCCACUUCAUCCACGGCGAGCGCAACGACAGCAUCAACCCCGAGCGCAUGCACGAGUCCGUCCUGAAGCUACCUAAGAAAGUCGCAUCUGUGCAGAAGGUGCCCGACGCGGGUCAUUUCGUCGUCCAGGAGAACCCUGACGAGCUAGCGGCUGCUAUAGAGCGAGUUAUCGCCUCCAUCACCGGCAUUCGGUCCCACCUGUAAAGUUCCCGCAGCACUUCUUGGCGUUGACACCUCUCAGAAGUUAGGUUUAAUAUUCUAUAUAUUAAUUGUAUCGCUGUGACCGUAUGCGUACCUUGGGAGCUGUCACCGGAAUUAUGAAUGGACCAACCUAUUGGGUCCUGUGCGGC
This is a messenger RNA of Trametes versicolor FP-101664 SS1, 1218 nucleotides long. Its product is annotated as alpha/beta-hydrolase. NCBI's taxonomy places the organism in Eukaryota, Fungi, Basidiomycota, Agaricomycetes, Polyporales, Polyporaceae. The transcript is spliced from 7 exons. The record is from RefSeq and is a predicted model, not a curated record. Bases 50 to 1072 code for a protein of 340 amino acids.